This is a messenger RNA of Emiliania huxleyi CCMP1516, 792 nucleotides long. RefSeq lists its product as hypothetical. The transcript has 3 exons. Bases 1 to 792 code for a protein of 263 amino acids. The record is from RefSeq and is a predicted model, not a curated record. NCBI's taxonomy places the organism in Eukaryota, Haptophyta, Isochrysidales, Noelaerhabdaceae.
AUGCCGCAGGACCGCUUUUGUCGCCCGCCGCAGCCGGGCCAGUUUCGCGGCACCUUCUCGGUCACCUCGAUGGGUGGCGUCGGCUCGACGUUCCUGCUUGAGUGGUUUCGCGGGCUCGAGCAGGCGUACCAGGAGAGUGCGGACUGCAGAGACGGGCUGAGGCGCGAGAAGCCGCUCGUCAGCCGCCCGUGCGGCUGCGCGCCCCUCUCCGACGGCGGCCCGGCGCGCCACCUGCUGUCAUGCCACGUCGACGACGACGGAGUCUUCAAGCACCUGGCCGACCCGAGCGCUCUGAACCGGUUUCCUGACCAUAAGGCCAUCUUCCUCGUGGGCUCGCCGAUCGAGGCGGUCGCCUCCGUCUUCCGCCGCAAGUUCCAGUGCUGGCACCUCUACCGCCUCAACGACUGCUGGUUCACGCGAAAGCAACGCGAGGGCCUCAUCCCAUGCAACCAGUCAGGCGUGGUCGCCUUUCGGCAGCAGUUCGGCGCCGCAGCCUCCUCCAGCGUCUUCAAUGUCGCGUGCUCUGCGUUCCGCUCCUGGCUCUCUUGCCGCGCGCCGCGCUGCACGUCCGACAUCCUCGUCGUGCGGUACGAGACGCUCAACGCGUCCGUCCCGUCGAUCCUCGACUUCCUCGACGUGCCGCUCGCCGCGCGCAGCCACUUCCCGCCCUUCACGCCCUCCCACCACGGCGUCGACAGCGGCGCGGCCCAGCAGCUGCGAGGCAUCUACGGGGCGCUCGAUGCGGCCAUCGAGCGGAUCCCGCCACAGGGGCUGCUGCUGCGAAACCGAUAG